UUCAUCGCGCCCGAUCAACUGGUGAACAGCUGUUCGUACCCAGCGGAAAAGCAUGCUUUUGCGAACCGUUCCCGCUCGUUGAUCUAGGGACGGAAUGCUUGGCGGAAAAACCUUUUGCGCGGUUUCGUGGAUCGUGUGCUGAUAUCGUAGAAAAAAAAGUUUUUGGAUUGAGAGGAAGUUGAAUCAAAAAAAGUUAUAAUGUAUGGCCUUAUACUGGAAAAUAUGGCUGAGUACAUCAAACAGACUUAUGGGGAGGAAAAAUGGGAAGAAAUACGAAGGGCUGCAGGCGUAGAAACUCCCUGUUUCAGUACCCAUCAAGUGUACUCGGAAGCCUUCAUACCACGUUUAUCGAAAAAAGCAGUACAGAUCCUGAACGUGGGUGAGAAGGAAUUCUUCGACCAGAUGGGAGUGUUCUUCAUAAGUUUCGUCAGCCAAUAUGGCUACGACAGGGUGCUCUCUGUUCUAGGUAGACACAUGAGGGAUUUCCUCAACGGGUUGGACAAUCUGCACGAGUAUUUGAAGUUCUCAUAUCCCAGGAUGCGAGCUCCCAGUUUUAUCUGCGAGAAUGAAACUAAACAAGGGCUCACCCUGCAUUAUAGGAGUAAGCGGAGAGGAUUUGUUUACUAUACCAUGGGGCAAAUAAGGGAGGUAGCCAGGCAUUUUUACCACAAGGAAAUGAAGAUUGAGCUAAUAAGGGAGGAAAUUCUCUUCGAUAUGGUGCACGUCACUUUCCAGUUGACGUUCGAUAAUAGAGCAUUCACCUUCGCUUCUUUGGCGAUGACUAGAGAGGAGAAACACCUGCCGAUAAGUGCCUCGGUUCUUUUUGAGAUCUUCCCCUUCUGCAUAGUUUUCGGAUCCGACAUGGUCGUCAGGAGCAUAGGUAACUCCUUGAUGGUGAUCAUGCCAGAUCUCAUAGGAAAAAGGAUAACCAAUUGGUUCGACCUAGUCAGACCCUUAACGGCUUUCAAAUUCCAAACUGAAUAUUUCGAAACUAUUUUCCAGAUAUUGAAUAGGACGAACAACAUCUUCGAGCUGGUCUCGGUCGAACCCAUAAUCAACGAGAAGCCCAACGAUCGGCCUGCCGAGGUUCUCUUCAGCGACGACAUGGAGUCCACUGAGGACAAGAGCCUCAGGCUCAAAGGUCAGAUGAUAUACAUGGACAACUGGAAGAUGAUGAUGUACCUGGGAACGCCUGUGAUGCCUGACCUGAACUCGCUUAUAAACUCUGGGUUGUACAUCAACGAUUUGUCCAUGCACGAUUUCAGCAGAGAUCUGAUGCUGGCAGGGACGCAACAAUCGGUCGAGCUGAAACUGGCGCUGGACCAGGAGCAACAGAAGAGUAAGAAGUUGGAGGAGAGUAUGAGAAAAUUGGAUGAGGAAAUGAGGCGAACGGAUGAGCUUCUUUAUCAGAUGAUUCCGAAACAAGUAGCCGACAGACUGAGGAAGGGCGAGAAUCCCAUCGAUACGUGUGAGAUGUUUGACUCUGUUUCCAUACUCUUCUCCGAUGUAGUUACUUUCACCGAAAUAUGUAGCAGGAUAACACCUAUGGAAGUUGUCUCUAUGCUGAAUGGAAUGUACUCAAUUUUCGAUAAAUUAACUGAAAGAAACCAUGUGUACAAGGUAGAAACCAUUGGCGAUGCCUACAUGGUGGUGUCGGGAGCUCCUGAGAAGGAAGGAAACCACGCUGAAAGGGUUUGUGACAUGGCUUUGGACAUGGUGGAGGCCAUAACGGAUCUGAAGGAUCCAUCAACAGGCCUCCACUUGAAGAUCCGGGUUGGGGUCCAUUCCGGAGCCGUUGUGGCAGGAAUAGUUGGACUGAAAAUGCCGAGGUACUGCCUGUUCGGAGAUAGCGUGAACACAGCAUCCAGGAUGGAGUCGACUUCGGAAGAGAUGAAAGUGCAUAUCUCGGAGUAUACCAGAGUGUUCCUGCCGUCCUGCUACAAGGUGGCCGAGAGGGGAGAGAUACAGAUUAAGGGUAAAGGAAGCAUGAGGACUUUUUGGCUGGAAGGCAAAGAGAACAGAAUACCCUUGGAUAGAAAUCUGGAUCCGCCGGUGAUAACCAGCAAAUCGAUCAUGGUGAACCAGGAUAAGAUUUACUUUUCUCCCGUACGUAAAAGUGAAGAUAGGAGGACUGGCAGUUAUACGCCAAUAACGUUCAAAGAUGUUGCUAGAAGAAGCAUAGCGAAUUCCCCAAUGAAGUAUUCUUCAGUUAAAGAGUCCCGUUCGAACUCCAUAGGAGCCUUCUACGCCUCCAGUGUGAACCCUUCCGAAAUCUUCGGUUCGACAAUAUCCGACCUCAGCCCAGAAACAUCUUUUGACCUCUCCCCCACCAACAUAGCAGUACCUCCAGCCUGCCCCUUCAGGAGCAGAUGCACCACCGCACCACCCAGAACUGAGCACAAGACGGAGGUCAGCUUGCUGGCCCAGGGAAAGCCUUCGGAUCUUCCCCCAGGCCAACUGGCGUGCACCGGAAACAGGGAAACCCGCCCGAAUCAAGAAGAAACCACCGCUUGUCAGAAGAUCCAGAAGAACCCCUCCUGCAAUACGCUAGAGUUGCCCCAGAUCCAAAGCGGAAGUUGUUGCGAGCAACAAACGGUUGAAACUCCAGUCUGCAGCUUCCAGACGAUGACCAGGAGCCAGGUGUUGUACACCGCCAGGGAAAACUUCGAGAAUUUUCAAGAGGAAGCCACCAACUCCUGCAAAAACCAACAGUGCAACGCUAAAGAGAACAAGUAUGAAUUUGGUAAAAGCAUGCAUGAAUAUGCUAAGAAGCUGAGCAAAUCCAAGGCCGACAAGAAGGUUCACGUGAAGGAAACAGAGGCUCAUAUGUGCGCAUCCUCUCCCUCCAGUUCAGGCAACCAUAACCUGAAGAAAUCAGCUGGUCAUCAUCAUCAUUAUACCAACUCUCAUAUGAGGCAUCACAAUCCGCAUCACCAGCAAUGUUGUUCGGGGUUUGGUGCUGGAAAUAGACAUAGAUUCCAAAGUAAUGCUUGUGUGAUAUUUUAGUCUAUAUAUUUCAGUUUUGCUAUAGGUAAAGACGAUUUUUUCCCAUUGACCAAUAAAAUAUAGGUUGUAUAGUUGGUGAGCAAGUUUUGAGGAGUUUGGGAUCCUCUGUUCUCUAACCGAAUGCUGUGAGAAUAGUCGUGUCUACUCUGUUGUGAUUUAUCCUUAGUAAUUAUUAAAUUUCACAAAAUACAUUCGAUUAUUUUCGGAUCUCUUUGUAGGCACUGUGGAUCGUGAUCUCAUAGUAUAUUCUUCGAUAUUAGUGCUUGUCUCUAACUUGGAAUAAAUCCAGAAAACCAAAGAGAAUUUUUUCUUGCAACAGGACAGGUUAAUUUGUACUUUUGAUCUAAGAAAAUUUCACAUAGCGUGUCCCAAAUUUGAGAUAUAACUACUCGACCUAUCCGAGCAUAUUUCACACAAAAAAUAUGCGUUUGACUCACGGUAUUUAUUUAAACUUAGAGAUUCGCACUGUACAUAUACCUAAUAAAAAAAGCUUCGACUUUUCUUUAUUAAAAAUGCGUUCAGAUGAAUUUUUUUCUAAAUAAAAAGAUAUUGGUGAGAAUGCUGAAAGGAAUUUGAAGAAGACAUAUCUAUUAUAAUAUCUCUAUUGUGAAAAUUAUAAACAUCGAAGGAGUUUGUACAAAGUUAUUUUAGUUCGAAUGAAAUAUAAUUCUCAUAAUUUUUUCCAGGUAAAUUAUUUAUUUCUUUUAAGAUGUUAUACAUAAAACUGUUUAAUUCUCUGGAAAUAUCUCAAUAUAUAUGUUUAAUAAAA
Molecule: messenger RNA, 3775 nt
Organism: Coccinella septempunctata (seven-spotted ladybird)
Lineage: Eukaryota; Metazoa; Arthropoda; Insecta; Coleoptera; Coccinellidae
Gene: Gyc88E
Product: soluble guanylate cyclase 88E
Exons: 13
Coding region: 199-3006 (935 amino acids)
Biological process (GO): cGMP biosynthetic process; nitric oxide-cGMP-mediated signaling; response to oxygen levels
Cellular component (GO): guanylate cyclase complex, soluble
Molecular function (GO): heme binding; oxygen sensor activity; guanylate cyclase activity
Source: RefSeq, a predicted model, not a curated record